AUGUCUGUUCAGAUAUUAUAUAUAUAUUUAUUUUUUAUAUCGGUGUCUACAUCAUCGCAGUUACCAUUUUCAUAUCUUAACGGUGGUGUACUUCGAACGCAGACAUCUCACGCAGUUACAUCUUCGGCGAACGAGCUACCGCCGCUUAAUGAUGAUGAUGACUUGAUGAUGGAUUCCGCCAGUCAGUACGCUUAG
Brugia malayi is the source of this 195-nucleotide messenger RNA. RefSeq lists its product as uncharacterized. Bases 1 to 195 code for a protein of 64 amino acids. The record is from RefSeq and is a predicted model, not a curated record. The transcript has 2 exons. Lineage: Eukaryota; Metazoa; Nematoda; Chromadorea; Rhabditida; Onchocercidae.